This is a messenger RNA of Candidula unifasciata, 171 nucleotides long. The record is from the annotation of a GenBank genome assembly. Lineage: Eukaryota; Metazoa; Mollusca; Gastropoda; Stylommatophora; Geomitridae.
AUGACACAUUCCUGUUUGGUGGCUCAUCCUGGUGACAUGAAGUUACAUUUGGUUCAUUCUGGUUUGGUGAAACCACAUUUUCUCAUGUUGUCGUUGCUCAUGGUAAACUGUAUUUCAGUCGCAUUUCUUGUUAUUGCCGUUUGCACAAUGGCAUCAUCUUUUAAAUGGCUU